AUGCUGGUCACAUUACAAGUGCGUUACUUCGUAUCUGAAUCAGCCGUUAAUUACGUUGCUAAUUCGUUAUCCAAUGUUUUUGAAUUUGCUGCAUUAAAUCCGUCUAACUUGAACAUUACAUCAUUCUUACUCCAAGACUUGGUUAAACCGAAUGUUAGAUUACGUAAAGCAAAUGAAUAUUUUGGUUAUAUUGAGCCAGUUCCAAGAAACUAUGUGGUUACUAAUGAAACGAAAAUAAAUGGACAAGAUGUGAAAGAAGACAAAAUUAUCAAGUAUUGCUACAUUCCAUUUUACAAAAGCUUGGCUAAUUUUUUACAACUUCCAGAAGUGCAGAUGGAUUUAGAUCGUCGAUUGCCUAUUCAUGAUCCUGCGAAUAUACAUGAUUUUUACGGUGGUUCUUUUUGUAUCAAUCAUCCCGAUUUUAAAAGAGAAAAUUAUUUGAAAAUUGAAUUAAACAGCGAUGAUCUCAACGUCAGCAUUGAAAUUGAUGUCAACGGAAGAAAAAAACGUUAUUUUGGUAGUUUAUUUUUCACACUGGGAGAUUUUCCAGCGUCAACAUCUUUACAUGGGUUCAAAGAAAGUGUAUCAGCACAACAUUUUUGCCCAUGUUGUGAUGUCACAAGAAAUUGUUUUGAACGUGAUAUUGAUUAUGAAUUUCCUUGUAUUACAUUGGAGGAAUAUCGAACAAGAUGUCAGGCAUUAGAAGAAUUAGAUAAAUACAACUCAUCAUUCGAAUAUAAGAACGAAGCCGCAAACAAACCACAUUUGGAUCUUGAUAUUGCUGCUUUACGUGCAAGAUCAGAUGAUUUGCCGUUGUCUAGCAUGCAAACAUAUGUUUUAUUAUUUAAUUUACCAUUGAUAUUGAGACCAGUAUUACAAAAUACUGAUUUUCCACAUUAUCGAGCAACUUUAUCGUUGUUAGACAUCACGGAUUUGUGUUUUGCGACCGAUAUCCGACAUGAUACACCGAAUUUAUUGAAAAGUUGGAUAUGGUUCCAUAACACACAAUUUAAAAUACUUUAUCCUGGUAAAAUGAAACCAAAACUUCAUUUUUUGACACAUCUUCCGAGGCAAAUGGUAUGGUUUGGACCGCUAAGGUACACAAAUUGUCUUGCAUCAGAACGAAAGCAUCAGUUUUUUAAGUCCAAUAAAUCGAGAAAUUUUUUGAAUUUAACACGGACAUUUUCAAAAAGACACGAAUUAUGGUGUGCAAUCGUCGACUACAACAGUGAUUCUUCAUUAUCAAACAAAGUAUUAAGUGAUCCCGAUGAACGUCUGAUUAGCAAAACAAAACUCUGCGAUUUACAAAUAUUAGACAAUCUUCAGUUGCCUAUGAUUCCAACGGCUGUUUUGAAGUCAACAAUUAUUGAUGGAAUUGAAUAUUGUGAAAAAGCUGUCAUAUGUAUAUCUGCACAAAGCGUAUCAUCGGAUCCAAAAUUUGCUGAAAUAAAAUAUAUUUUAUCACAUAACAAUCAAAUAUUAUUCAUUUAUAAUGAACUCGAUAAAAUAUUAUUUGAUGAAAACUUACGUGCAUUCCAAGUAGUUAAAACAAAUCGAAUUAAUUAUUGUUUAGUAGAUAAGUUGGAAUAUAAAUGGACUGCUAAAACAUUAUCGGAUACCAAUUCAAUGUGGGUUUUACUUCACCCAUACGGACUUACAUUUUCAACGAUACCACCAAUAAAUUAG
Molecule: messenger RNA, 1686 nt
Organism: Didymodactylos carnosus
Lineage: Eukaryota; Metazoa; Rotifera; Eurotatoria; Philodinida; Philodinidae
Source: the annotation of a GenBank genome assembly